CAGGAAGUGUGGCAGUCUACGACUUAACUGCGGGCGAGUGGUAUGGAGGUCUAUGAGCAGGUCCAAAAGGGACCCCUGAAGCUGAAAGGCGUGGCAGAGCUCGGCGUGACCAAGCGGAGGAAGAAAAAGAAGGACAAAGACAAGGCGAAACUCCUGGAAGCGAUGGGAACGAGCAAGAAGAACGAGGAGGAGAAGCGGCGUGGCCUGGACAAGAGGACGCCGGCCCAGGUGGCCUUCGAGAAGAUGCAGGAGAAGCGGCAGAUGGAAAGAAUCCUGAAGAAAGCAUCUAAAACUCACAAGCAGAGAGUAGAGGACUUCAACAGACACUUAGAUACAUUGACAGAGCAUUACGACAUUCCCAAAGUCAGCUGGACAAAGUAGCCUCCUGUCCCUGGGUCUGGAGCGGCAUCAAGAGCAAGAAGAAGGCCAAUUUGGGGUUAUGCUUGGUCCCUCUGGUAUUUUCUAGAAACAGUGCUUUCACACGCCCUCGUGGUUUCUGCUGUGACAGUACUUUUGGAACUUUAGUUUGGAACUGAUUAAAGUAAGUACUGUCCUUUUACUCAACUUAGGUUUCUUGGUAACACAUGGAAGAUACACCUUUUUCAUUUGGAUAGAAAGUGUUGAAGGUUCAUCUAGAGGUAAAAGUCAUUUCUUUGUGCCAUGUAAAAAUGAUUUUACUUCCAAGUCAUGGCUAACCCACUGAGGCCAGCCAGCUGUCUUCACCUGGAUGAGACAAACUCCAGAGGAUAAGGAGCUAAUGCUAAUGUGGCCUGCAGUAUGCAGACCACUGCAAACCCUGUAUGGGUUGCCCCAGGAAGCCCCUCACAGCUUUGUGGCCUUCACACUGCCUCUUCAGUCACCUAGCCAGUGAGACAACACAGCAUGGGUAGCAGAACCACUGCCAAAGGCAAGGAUGGGGUUUUGCCAUGACAGUCAUUGCCAGUCAAUCACAGCAGUCUUUGUAAUGGAGCCCAGACACAGCCCGCCUCAACAAACCUCAACCUAGACUGCAAGCAGCCUCUCGUAUUCACUCAGAAUGGGCAUACCACGUGGAGCCAAGUGUUGAGUCUGGGGCUGUCCUGUGUAAACAGAAUAAAGCAAAAUCUAGUUCUUAAAUAGAAGUUUGAGUGUCUUACUAUAGGCUGAUUGUCACAGACAUGCCACCUUUUGGAUUUAUGGCAUGUGAAGAAUGUGUGAUGUAAAACAACUCAGUUUGGAAAACCUUCAAUGGCACAUCUGUUUCCACCUAGGGUUCACACCUCAGGGACAUGACGUGCUCUCAUUAGUAGUAGCUCCUUCUGGCGGUGAUUCUCUCAUUGUCUGAUGGAAAGACAGUUUCAGGCUUUUUCCUCCAUGAGCUAGCAGCUAGGGUCUAUGUGCAUGUGGUUCUUUGAAAAGCUUUUAUCAGUGUGGUGAAACAGUUUAUUUUGGUCAUCCAUCCCUGCAUAACCUCUCCAAAAUAUAGUGGCUUAAAACAAUAAGGAUUUAUUAUCUCACAAUUCUGUGGGUUGACUGUACUCUACUGGAAGGUUCUGCUUCAUGUAGUGUGGUUUAAUUCUGUGGUCGCCGGCCCUUGGGCUGGAGACAGGUAUGGCAUGUUAGGAAUUGCACUGCACAGCAGGAUGUGAGCAGUGGACAGGCAAGCAAAGCUUCAUCUAUAUUUGCAACUGUUCUUCAUAACUCACAUCACCAUCUGAGCUCUGCCUCCUGUCAGAUUGACAGCAUCAGAUUCUCAUAGAAGAGAACCCUGCUAUAAACUAUAUGUGAGGGAUCUAGGUUGCACACUUCUGAGACUAAUGCCUGGUGAUCUGAGGUGGUGAUGCUAGCUCUGGGGCUGUCCAGUUGCAGGAAGACAAGCUCUUGGCUCCCACUGAUUCUGCAUUAUGGUGAGAUGUAUAAUUAAUCUAUGUAUUACAAUGUAACACUAGAUAUAAAAUACAUAAUGUAAUGCAAUUGAAUCAUCCACCCAACCCCUAGUCCAUGGAAAAAUUGUCUUCAUGGUGCCAAAAAGGUUGGUUCACUCAUUUAGCUAUAUUGACUUACCUGUAGCUGAAAAGUCCAAGAUAACAUUUCAUCCUCUGAGUGUCCCCACAUAGCCUAUUUCAUUGGCCAAGAGCAAGUCACACAACACAGCACAGAGUCCAGGGGGAACUACACAAGGGAAGGUACACCUGAAGUUGUGGUUUGUUGGGGGCCAUCACUGUUACUGUCCGUCACAGCUGUUCUCAAAGUCUGCACAUUAGAAUCUUUAAGAACUACCGAGGGAUGGCUCAACACCUGUAGCUCAGUAGUUAGGGCAUCGGCCACAUACACCGUGGCUGGUGGGUUCAAACCUGGCCUGGGCCUGCUAAACAAGGACAACUACAACAAAAAAAUAGCUGGGUAUUGUGUCGGGUGCCUGUAGUCCCAGGUACUUGGGAGGCUGAGGCAAGAGAAUCGCUUAAGCCCAAGAGUUUGAGGUUGCUGUGAGCUGUGACACCACAGCACUCUACGGAGGGUGACAUAGUGAAAGACUCUGUCUCAGGAAAAAAAAAAAAAAAAAACUACCGAGGCCUGAAACCCAUGUCUAGAGAUUCUGUUUUAAUUGGUCUAGGGUGGGAUUUGGUCAUUGGGAUUUUUUAAGAGUUCCCCAGAUAACACUUACAUGAAGUAAAGUUUGAGAAACCCUGAUCUAUUAUAAUAGGUAUGGUCUUAUCUGUAUUUAUUAAAACUUUCUGAUCCUGUGUUAAACCUCAUCUGGUAUGAUUUUCCUGUUCUGCUCUGAUGUUGGAAGAUUUACAACACUGUUGUAUUCUUCACAAGCCCUUGUUCAGAAAUUGCAUAAAAUGAAACUACAUAUAACAGAAACACUUAUGGCUUCGAGAAAGGAUUUUCUAAGUGAUCCAAAAAAAGAAAAUACUUCAGGAAUAUGAAUUAUGUGCCUAUCGAUGUGAUAUGAAAAUGAUGUGUUCCAUGACAAGAGGUUAGUGAAAUGCUGAGUACAUUCCUUGGUCCUCAAACACAUUUGAUCACUGGUUAUAGGCAGAAACAGCCUGUUGUACUGGGGGAAAAAAAAGUUGUUUUUUUUUUCUAGAACAAAUGACUUUACUACAAUGCAACUAGAAAUCAUUGACCUCUAGGAGGCUACAGUUAAGAAAAAAGUAAUUUUAGCAUUUACACCAUUUCACAGUUCUACUACGUGAAGGUAUACACAGGGGACAACCCAAGCUGGUCCAAAUGCAUAAUACAGUCCUUUAUUAUAAAAAUAGUAGUAGCAUUUCCAAAAGUUGGUCUUGAUUAAAAGUACUUCCAUGGUUGAAAACAGUACUCCACCACAGAGCUAUUAAACUAGAGAGAUGGCAGGGGAGAAAUAAAGACUUCUAUUGCUAAGGAGAGGUCAGAGAAAAAGUUGGCAAAAACAGGAUGCUACAGAUUGGUGGGUGCCUACAAUGGAAUUGCUUUUAGGGGCGGCUGACGUAAGUGAACGAAGGAACACAGUAACCCCGAAACCCCAUGUAUUCUACAAAACAAAUGAGACCAUGUAUGCUCCACUUGGAGGAACAUCCAUUUUCUUUCUUUAAAAUAAAUUAUUUAUAAAAGAGCAAAUUGGUGAUUUGUACUUACAGACUGGACCCUUUUUAAGCG
Messenger RNA from Nycticebus coucang (slow loris), 3624 nucleotides. It is a transcript of the gene FAM32A, whose product is annotated as family with sequence similarity 32 member A. The coding region runs from base 43 to 381 and encodes 112 amino acids. Lineage: Eukaryota; Metazoa; Chordata; Mammalia; Primates; Lorisidae. The record is from RefSeq and is a predicted model, not a curated record. The transcript has 4 exons. Gene Ontology annotation, cellular component: nucleolus.